Closterium sp. NIES-67 is the source of this 2752-nucleotide messenger RNA. The record is from the annotation of a GenBank genome assembly. Lineage: Eukaryota; Viridiplantae; Streptophyta; Zygnematophyceae; Desmidiales; Closteriaceae.
CAUUUGGUGUUGAUCUGUGGUGGUCACGAGUUAGCGUUAGUUGCGGAGGCAGGUCGGUGGGUGGGACCACUGCUCUCGCACCUUCGACUCUCGGAAGCCCCACCUCGAUCUUACGUCAUACUCGAGAGUCGUGGGACUGACUGAGUCCAGUUCGCCAGGCGACCAGCUCUAGCCAGGUGACCCGAUCCGCGAUUAUGGCUAGCCAGUUAGUCGCUCGCGUUUCAACCACUGCCGCUCCGACGCUAGCGGCGGCAGCGGCUGCAGCGGUCGCCACAGCAGCAGUCAGCUCCGACAUCCCCGGCGAUCGCCGCGCCGCUGCUUCCCCUGCCGUGCUCGUUCACUCCGCCAUGGCCGCGUCUCCCGCUACCACCUCUAGUCACCACCGCUUCACGCACGCCAUAGCCGAUCCUGCCGCGUCGCGGUUCAAAACGGCCGGGGGAGCGGUAGCAUCGUCCGUGAUUCUCCGAUCCGCCACCGCCGCCGCAAUUACCCCUCGUUGCCCGGAGUCUAGCCUCGCCGCCGCCUCUCCCAUCCCAUACCAUCCCGCGUCUCCCGCCUCGUAUUAUCUACCACCAGUAUCGUACAGAGGUUUAAGCAGCACGUUUACAGGAUCGCCUAUUCCAUACACGCUAAAAUUGAAUCGCCUGUUUUCGCCUUCCCGCCAGCAGCUUUCCCGCCUUAUCGCACCGUCGACCCUCUUCCCGAUCACGCGAUUAUCUCAACGAUCGGUCACAGCAAGUUAUGGCAACCCGGGUGGUAACACUUUCGGAUUCCCCUUGGGUCAUAUAUUCUCCAUACCGCCGUCAUCUUCACUGGUUUCCGGCCCUUUUAACGGCGACGUCAGUUCGUUCAAGCCUUUCCACCAAUGGCACCGGCCAGCCGUCGGAUCUAACGGCGACGAAGUAGCCGGUGAUUCUGAUGGUUCUGGGACCGGGAAGUCAGAAGUGGCGAAGCCGGUGGUGGUGCUGCUGGGGUGGCUCGGCGCGCAGCAGCGUCAUUUGCGGCGGUACGCAGAGUGGUACACGUCACGCGGGUUCGAUGUAAUCACAUUCGUUAUCCCGUUUAAGGACGUCCUUAGUAUCCGACCUGGAGAGAAGGCGGAGAUCCACGUGGACAGUCUAGUCGACGAGCUGCACAGGUGGCUCUCGGGGACUGGUCCAGAGGUAGCCUUAUCCGCCACGUCAUCAGCUCCCGUGAACCACGUGGAACCACCUAAAGAGCCACGCACGCUGAUAUUCCACACGUUCAGCAACACGGGGUGGCUGGCGUACGGAGCCGUACUUAAUCGGCUCCAUGAGAAGUUCGGCAAGGCGGCUGUCGACGUGGCGAUCAAGGGGUGCGUGGUCGAUUCCGCGCCGAUCCUGGAGCAGGAUCCGCAGGUGUGGGCGCGCGGAUUCGCCGCCGCCAUCCUGCAGAAGCGCAGCUCCGCCACCCGCGCAGGGCGGAAGGCCGUUCCCGCCGCCGCUGAGCCACCCGCGUCGUCUGCUGCUGACUCGGAAGUCUCGGCUGGGGAAGGGAAGGAGGGUACUGGGAAGAUGUGGGGAGUGACAGACGGCGGCGAGUGGGAAGCGCAGCCUAGAGACGAAGCGCAAGCCGCAGGGCCCGACGCUCAGAAACACCGUCGCAGCUCCCUGGGCUUCGCGUCGAUCAACGCUGACAUAGAUGUGGUGGAGGAGGGGGAGGGGGAGGGGAGGAGGGGGAAAGUGGUGAAGGCGGAGGAGGAUGCAGUGGAGAAAACGCUGCUGAGCGUGCUGAGGAGGUUCUUCACGUGGCUGCUGCAGGUCCCCGUUGUCAAGACCAAGCUCGAUACAGUCACAAGCACACUCGCUUCGGAGCAGCCGCAGUGCCCUCAGCUGUACCUCUACAGCACGGCAGACACAGUCAUUCCCGCACAAGCUGUGGAGUCGUUCAUCACGAGGCAGAGGGCGCGCGGAUGCACCGUCUUGGCUAAGAGGUUUGACUGGUCCCCGCACGUUGACCACUACCGGACCUUCCCGGAAGUUUACUCGGCUGUGCUUGAGACGUUUUUGAAAAAGUGUCUGCCGCAACCCAAGCAAGCAGCCGCAGCCGCAGCAGGAGCAGCUGAGCAAUGAGAAGGGAGGGGGCGGGGGGGGAGAGGAAACGGUGUUGGAAAGCCACAGCCAGCAUGAGCAGAAUGAGCAGCAGCACCAGCAGCACAAGCGGCGGCGCCGGCGCAGCGGCAACUUGGGACAGAGAGGAGGGCAGGAGCAGAGCAGCAGAGGAAUGGGGAGCAGAAGCGUGAUGGUAGUGAGGCUGGUACUGGGAGGUUACAACCUGCUUUUAACAGUGGCGGAACACAGUCGGGAGUGCAUGCGGCACAACAGCCCUAGCUGCAGCAGCAGGAUCAGGAUCAGGGGCAGAGGAGAGCAGGAGCAGCAGAAUUAGAAAGGGGGGGGGGGGGGGGGGGGGGAGAGAUCAGAAGGGCAGCAUGGGAGGAGAGGCUCUGGUACUUGUGGGUAGAGCCAGUCUAUGCCGCAGUACCGCAGCAACACAUUCAUGUGUGCCCCUGUGAGUGACAUUGGAGCAUGGCUUUUCAAGAGCGGUGGAUCACUUGCGUUGCCAAGCGCAGGUUAGAGUACCAGUAACCAGUUGUUGCAAUGGCAUGGCAGCCAUCAGUUCCACAGACCAGAUCAGGACCCGAUUCUGUAGAUCCGUUUGCUGCUGAGAUGGCCCACUGGAUGUAGGUACCGUCGAUACCAUGUAUGUGUUGUGAUAAAGUCGUACUUAAGCA